Messenger RNA from Phialemonium atrogriseum, 936 nucleotides. Its product is annotated as 2,5-diketo-D-gluconic acid reductase A. The coding region runs from base 1 to 936 and encodes 311 amino acids. The transcript has a single exon. Gene Ontology annotation, molecular function: oxidoreductase activity. The record is from RefSeq and is a predicted model, not a curated record. Lineage: Eukaryota; Fungi; Ascomycota; Sordariomycetes; Cephalothecales; Cephalothecaceae.
AUGGCACCCUCCGCUAUCUCCCCCACAAUCGCCCCCCAGCACCCGAUUCUGGCCAAGAAGAUUGUGACCGACGCCCGUGAACGUGCAUCAUCCGUCUCCAACCCCAACCCCACGGUCGAGCUCAACGAUGGCAACCUGAUCCCCCAGGUCGCCCUGGGCGUGUACAAGGCGCCCAACGGGCAGGAGACCGAGGACGCGGUCAUCGCGGCGCUGGACGCCGGCUACCGCCACAUCGACUCGGCGGCUCGCUACGCCAACGAGGAGGCCUGCGGGCGGGCCAUCCGGAGGUGGCUCAAGGCCAACAACGUCUCGCGCAAGGACAUCUACGUCACUACCAAGCUCUGGGACGCCGACCACGGCUACGAGGCCACCUUCAACGCCCUGUGCGACUCCCUCGACAAGUUCGGCCUCGACUACUUCGACCUCUACCUGAUCCACUCGCCCUCGAGCUGCGAGCAGAAGCGGCUGGAGAGCUGGCGCGCCCUGGAGGUGGCCAAGAAGCUCGGGAUAGUCCGGUCGAUCGGCGUCUCCAACUUCGGGGCCAGCCACAUCCAGCACCUCCUCGACAACGCGACGGUCGUCCCCGCCGUCAACCAGAUCGAGGUGCACCCCUUCUGCCAGCGGCAGGACCUCGUCGACCUGUGCGGCAAGUUCGGCAUCCGGAUCGAGGCCUACUCGCCGCUCGCCCGCGGCGACAAGCUCGAGGACCCGACGAUCCGCAAGAUCGCCGAGAAGCACGACCGCUCGCCGGCGCAGAUCCUGCUCAACUGGAGCGCGUCGCGCGGCAACGUCGUCCUGCCAAAGUCGCUGACCGCCCACCGCAUCGAGUCCAACUUCCGCAUCUUCGACUUCGUCCUUGAUGACGACGACGUCGCGCUCAUCGACGCCCUGGGGGCCGAGAACUAUGUCACCGGCUCCCUCCACAAGUCGGAUUGA